Eimeria necatrix is the source of this 936-nucleotide messenger RNA. Its product is annotated as ribosomal protein L5, putative. The transcript is spliced from 5 exons. The coding region runs from base 1 to 936 and encodes 311 amino acids. NCBI's taxonomy places the organism in Eukaryota, Apicomplexa, Conoidasida, Eucoccidiorida, Eimeriidae. Gene Ontology annotation, molecular function: 5S rRNA binding; structural constituent of ribosome. Gene Ontology annotation, cellular component: ribosome; cytosolic large ribosomal subunit. Gene Ontology annotation, biological process: ribosomal large subunit assembly; translation. The record is from RefSeq and is a predicted model, not a curated record.
AUGGCUUUCGUAAAAGCAAUUAAAAACAAAGCGUACUUUAAGCGCUUCCAGGUCAAGUACCGCCGGCGCAGGGAGGGGAAGACGGACUAUGCCGCGCGGAGGCGCUUGAUUCUUCAAGAUAAGAACAAAUACAAUGCGCCGAAGUACCGCUUUGUUGUGCGUGUUACCAACUCACGCGUCCUAUGCCAGGUGAUGUAUGCUACCCUGCAAGGCGAUCGUCUUGUAUGCAGCGCAGACUCCCAGGAACUGACUCGCUAUGGAAUUAAGGUUGGGUUGACGAAUUACUCAGCGGCGUACGCCACGGGUUUGCUCUUAGCCCGCAGGCUCUUGAAGCAGAAGGGUUUGGCUGAUGAAUUUAAAGGCCUUGAGAAACCCAGUGGCGAGGAGUACCACAUUGAGGAAGUGUCAGAGGAGCGCCGGCCCUUCAAAUGCGUCUUGGAUGUAGGAAUUGUCUCCACAACCGUCGGCAAUAGGGUUUUUGGUGCUAUGAAAGGUGCUUGUGAUGGAGGCCUGCAUAUCCCGCACAGCAACAAGCGUUUCCCGGGUUUCACAAAGGGAGAGGACGGCGCUGAUGAUUCGUACAACCCUGAAGUUCACCGUGCACGCAUUUACGGUCUGCAUGUUGCUGAAUAUAUGCGCACUUUGAAGGAGGAAGAUCCGGAGAGAUACCAGUUGCAAUUUUCCGCUUAUAUUCGCAAUAAAAUCGACCCUGACAGCAUAGAGAAGAUGUACGAGGAGGCCUUCCAAAAAAUCCGGGCCAACCCAGACCCAGUCAAGAAAGAGGCUAGAGAAGUCAAGAGGGUUCGCCAGGGAGCUAUGAUCAAGACAGCGAAGUCACAAUAUGUACGGAAUGUCAAGCUCGAUAAGGAGACAAGGAAGCAGAGAGUCCUCAAGAAGAUCCAAAUGGUCGCGGACAAGAUGGCUGAAGAGGAGUAA